Molecule: messenger RNA, 1058 nt
Organism: Drosophila subobscura
Lineage: Eukaryota; Metazoa; Arthropoda; Insecta; Diptera; Drosophilidae
Product: pancreatic triacylglycerol lipase-like
Exons: 2
Coding region: 17-1042 (341 amino acids)
Biological process (GO): lipid metabolic process
Molecular function (GO): lipase activity
Source: RefSeq, a predicted model, not a curated record
CGAUUCUGAAACAAACAUGAAGACCUUUAUUCUUUUGGCAUUCUGUGCUCUGGCCGCUUCGGCUUACCCCGUGAAUGAGGCUGACCGCGUCAAUGGCGAGAACGGCUGGUACGUUCCCCAGCAGGACGGCAGCUUCGAGUGGGUGGACAAGGACGUCGCAGAGGAGUGGAUGGCACAGCAGGAGAUUCUCGAGUCUCGUGGCCUGACCACCGUGCCGGUCACCUUCUACCUGUACACUUCCUCCAACCCCACCAAGGGCCAGAAGAUCUCUGCCACCUCCAAGUCCAUCGACAACUCCAACUUCAACGCCGGCAAUCCCACUCGCUUCGUCAUCCACGGCUGGACCCAGAGCUACACCGCUGGCAUGAACAAGCAGAUCCGCGCCGCCUGGCUGGGACAGGGAGACUACAACGUCAUCGUCGUUGACUGGGCCCGUGCACGUUCCAUCGACUACGCCACCUCUGUCAUGGCUGUCUCUGCCACCGGCAAGAAGGUCGCCAACAUGAUCAACUUCCUGAACUCCAACUACGGCAUGUCCCUGAACGAUCUGUACGUCAUUGGCCACAGUCUGGGAGCCCACGUUGCUGGCUACGCCGGCAAGAACACCAACGGACAGGUUUACACCAUCAUCGGUCUGGACCCCGCACUGCCCCUCUUCAGCUACAACUCCCCCAACAAGCGUUUGAACAGCAAUGAUGCCUGGUAUGUCGAGUCCAUCCAGACCAACGGCGGCCAACUGGGAUUCCUGAAGCCCAUCGGCAAGGGCGCCUUCUAUCCCAACGGCGGCAAGAGCCAGCCCGGCUGCUUCAUGGAUGUCACCGGUGCCUGCUCCCACGGCCGCUCCACCACCUACUACGCCGAGGCUGUCGCCGAGGAUAACUUCGGAACCAUCAAGUGCGGCGACUACCAGUCUGCCGUCAACGACCAGUGCGGCAGCACCUACAGCGGUGUCCGCAUGGGUGCCGACACCAAUGCCUACAUGGUUUCCGGUGACUUCUAUGUGCCCGUGAACAGCAACUCCCCCUUCGGCAUGAUUAACUAAACGAACAUUAAUAAAA